Molecule: messenger RNA, 1056 nt
Organism: Penicillium vulpinum
Lineage: Eukaryota; Fungi; Ascomycota; Eurotiomycetes; Eurotiales; Aspergillaceae
Product: zinc-binding alcohol dehydrogenase family protein
Exons: 1
Coding region: 1-1056 (351 amino acids)
Molecular function (GO): oxidoreductase activity, acting on NAD(P)H
Source: RefSeq, a predicted model, not a curated record
AUGCAAGCAGCAACCCGUGCGAUAUUUACCGACCGGAGUGGCGAGCCAUAUAUUGGCAAAAUCGACGAAGUCUACGAGCCGCUCCCAACUGAGGUUCUUGUCAAAGUUGAAUUCUCUGGAAUCAACCCUGCCGACCUUGGUCACGCCAGGUUUCUUGGACUCAACAACACUGUCGCAGGGUACGACUUCUCUGGAACUGUCAUCAAAGCAGGCACCUCCAAAAGCAAUCAAUUCCAACCCGGUGACCGCGUCCUUGGAUUUGCUGCACCUGCCUCGGAUAAGCCAAAGCAGUAUGGCGUGCACCAGGAAUACCAUUGCGCCAGACACUUCAUCUACCACGUUCCCCCUUCCAUGCCUAUGGAAGAUGCUGGUUCGCUAAUGGUUGUAACCCAUACUGCUGCCGACGCAUUGUUCAACCAGCUUCAGCUCUCCUUCGAAAAUGAGAUCCAGCCUCUUUUGGUAUGGGGUGGCUCGAGUGCGGUUGGAUGUGCUAUCAUUCAACUGGCCAAAAAGGCAGGAUGUUACCCAAUCCUUACCACCGCAUCCCCUAAGAAUCAUGCAAAGCUCCUAGAGAUUGGUGCAACGGAAUGUUUUGAUUAUCGUGACCCUAACGUUGUGCAGAACAUUCAAUCUGCUCUCAAGAAAUACACUACCAAACCGCUGAAGCGGGUGGUGGAUUCCGUUGUGUCUCGCGGGCAGCCCUCGUCAAUCAGCCUUUGCGAGGCUUGCGUGGACGACCCAAGCGAUGCUUUGUUUACCUGUCCGCUUCCUCCUACGAGUGAUGCGAAGCAGCACUGGAAUCGUAUUUUUGCCUGCAGAAAUGUUGACAUCAACUUCAAACUUCCAAACGGGACGGUGCUCAAACAUGAGGCUGAUCAGUCUAUGCAAGCCAAAAUCGACCAGGCUACCAGCUGGGCUAUUUCAAACUAUGGAAAUGGUUAUUGUAUGCCAAAUGUCGUUGUGGUGAAAGGCGGAGAGGAAGGAGUACGUGCCAUGCUUGAUGUUUCCGCUGGGAAGGCUAGCAUGCAAAAGUUUGUGAUUGAGCAUCCCAUCUAA